Molecule: messenger RNA, 2520 nt
Organism: Aureobasidium namibiae CBS 147.97
Lineage: Eukaryota; Fungi; Ascomycota; Dothideomycetes; Dothideales; Saccotheciaceae
Exons: 2
Coding region: 1-2520 (839 amino acids)
Biological process (GO): mRNA export from nucleus; nuclear-transcribed mRNA catabolic process, nonsense-mediated decay
Cellular component (GO): nucleus; nuclear cap binding complex
Molecular function (GO): mRNA binding; RNA cap binding
Source: RefSeq, a predicted model, not a curated record
AUGGCCGACGACAGACGUGGAGGCGGUGGCUACAACAACCGCAAGAGACGCUACAACAGAGACGACGAUGAAGGUGGUUACGAUCGCAGACCUCAGCGCAGAAGAUACGAAGAUGCUCCUCCUGGCACAAGGCUGCGCCGUCAGCUCCUCUCGGUCGCUGAAUCGCCAAUGAAGAACCCUGAGGACGAAGUGACGGAAAUCGCAAAGCUCGUUACCGAAAACUACCACGACAACUACGUCAAGGAGACGUAUUGCGAUCUGGUUCUGUCCCUGGUUCUCGAGCAACCUUUCAAGAUUCCCUUCGUCGCCGCUUCCGUCUUGUGCGCCAACAACGAGAAGAGCGACGCUGCCGCCGAGGUUCUCGGCCGCACAUCGAUUCUACUGCAGCGUCACCUCGAUGCUGGUGAAUGGCGCAGCGUCAAGCUGUUGCUACGAUUCCUGGCCUGUCUUCAGCCUCUUUUCAGCGACCAUGGUGUCUUUGCUAUCUUGGAAGAGCUGUUCGACCGCGCCGUCGAUCUCCAGACUGCCUCGUCAGACGACGCCGUUGGUCUCGAGCUGGUCAAGAUUAUUCUCCUCACCAUUCCCUAUGUCCUGGCUGCACCCGACACUGGCUUGGAACAGCGCGCCGCCGAGCUGCUAGAAAAGACCGACAUCGUUGCCUCUACACCGCAUGCCCUCGAGGCCCUGGUCGACCCCUACCCUACGGCUGAAGGCGAACAGAAGCCCAUGGCUUGCCCCAGCAUCCUCAGCGCAUUGCAGAGCCAGCUGCAGGGUGAGGCUGCCUCGGGCUGGAAGCUCGCCUGUAUUCCCCGUCUGACUCGUGUCACUGCUCCGGCACCUGCUGAGGGUGAGAAUGGCGAACAGGCUGCCUCCAACAAGCACUCGUUCCCCCAGCUCUCGGUCCCUUCGCCCGUGAAUCCUGGUCCCCACGCCCUCUUCCCCGAAGUCUGCUUCUCGCUGUUUGCCGACCAAGAUGUCGAAUCCGUCCCUCCUACUUCCAACAUUGCCGCAUCCCUGUUACGAGACGCCGUCACGGAUACUAUUAACAUCCUCGACUUCAACCGCAACGCUGCUGCCAAAUUCCUCAUCGAUGUCGACUGCUACUGGGCUCCCAACACCUUCGUCAAGCGUGCCACCGCUUUCGACAAGCUCAAGGAUAUCCCCGAAGGACGUUCGACAUGGAAGCCCGAAGACUUGGUUGUCGAUGCUGUCUUCUCUCAGAUCCUGCGCCUGCCUACCUCGGAACACAAGCUCGUCUACUACCACUCUGUCAUCACCGAGGCUUGCAAAAUCGCUCCCGCUGCCGUAGCUCCCAGUCUGGGUAGAGCUAUCCGUUUCCUCUUCCGUAGCUUGGAUGUCAUGGAUCUCGAGCUUCAAUAUCGCUAUAUGGACUGGUUUGCCCACCAUCUGAGUAACUUUGAGUUCCGCUGGAAGUGGGCUGAAUGGAUCGACGAGCUUGAGCGUUCUGAUCUAGAGCCCAGAAAGGCCUUCAUCGUUGGCUCGCUAGACAAGGAAAUUCGUCUCUCUUUCGCCAAGCGUAUCAGAGAGACUCUUCCUGAGGCCUACGCUCCCCUCAUCUCUGAGGGCAAGAUGAAGGAUACCCCCGACUUCAAGUACCUCGACGAGCAGACUCCUUACUCGCAACAAGGCAAUGCUAUGCAUGCACUGAUCCGCAGAAAGGCUACUGAAGAAGAAAUCGAGGUUGUCAUCAGCGAGAUCCAGACCCUGGCCAGCGAACAAGGCGUCGAGGAUGUUCUUGUGCCCAGCACUGACGCAUACAUGACAAGCAUCUGCUCAGUCGGGAGCAAAUCGCUCUCUCACGUUCUGUCCUGUAUCGAGCGAUGCAAGGAACGCCUCCUCGCAAUCGGCCCCCAAUCUGAACUCGCUCGUCGCCAAAUCAUCACAUCAGUCAUCGACUACUGGGCCGACCACCCGGGCACCGCCGUCAACAUCAUCGACAAACUGCUCAACUACACCAUCAUCACGCCCAUGAGCGUCAUCGAGUGGGCACUCCACGACCACAUGCAGCACGGCCGCGCACUCGCCCAAACCCACAUCUACGAAAUGAUUUCGGCCACCAUGUUCAAAGUCAGCAACCGCAUGCGCCAGAUCGUUCGCGCUCGCGCUGAAGCCGAUCUCUCUGAGGAGCAAAAGAGCUUGCUAGACGAGACGCUCGUUCGCGAGCGCCAGACCAUGCGCGAUCUUUUCAAUGCCAUCAUCGAGGCUGUGGCUACCGUGGCCAACGCAGCUCAAGACGACAUGAUUGAGCGCUUUGACGGCGAUUCUGCCGAGCAGACUCUGCUGCAGCAGUGGGGUGCGCGCUGGGCGAGGGUCUGGAGACGUAAGAUGGCUGUCGAAGAGGCCAUUGUCAGCGAAGCCGCCAUCGAAGCUGCUGAUGUGGCUAGAGAGGCUGAGAGGGUCAAGGCUGAGGCACAGGCUGCCGCCGAGGCCGAUGCUAAGGCUGCUGCUGAGCAAUCUGCUGAUGCCAAGAUGGAGGAGGAAGACCAUGAUAUUGCAUAA